GGAGGGGUUAUGUAACGUGGGAAGAGGCGCAGAUGCUAAAAUAGGGAUAUCGUGUGGUCCUCGGCAGCACACAUACAGCACUGUUUAUUUCGGGGAAGUCCCUCUCAGGCGCGUUUCAAUGGCACACAUCUUUAUAACACUCUUUACGCACGAAGGCGAGCAGGAUGGAGCAGAACAGAACUCCGCUCACUAAACAGAAGAAAAGUGGGCCGGGCUUGUGACAAAGUGUCUGCAAUCUGACACGACCCUGUGUUUGUGUGUCCUCCGUGUGGCUCGGGUAGGGGAGAGGGGAAAGUUUUGAGGGCUGGUAACGAUCAAGAGAAAAACGCAAAGGAGGGGUUGUUUUCUGGAGAGUCCUGAGCUGUUGCUUUACGCGCGGCACAAACACACGCCGGGAUGGCGGGAGUGGAGGAUACGAUGCGCGCUACGGUGCCGUCCUGGUGCGGAGGCUUGGAGCUGGAAAUGAUAUACCGACGAACUAAUUACAUCCACGAGAUGAGCUGCGGGGAAGUGGGGCCUCUUCUGUACAGCAGGAUGUGCUGCGCAGAUGAACGGGACAGAGUUCAGAAAAAGACUUUCACAAAAUGGGUCAACAAGCACCUGAUGAAGUCCCAGAGACACAUCACGGACCUGUACGAGGACCUCAGAGAUGGACACAACCUCAUCUCCCUGCUGGAGGUGCUCUCCGGAGAUACACUGCCGAGGGAACGGGACGUUGUGAGGAACGUGCGGUUGCCACGGGAGAAAGGUCGUAUGCGCUUCCACAAGCUGCAGAAUGUACAGAUCGCCCUGGACUUCCUCAAACACAGACAGGUCAAACUGGUCAACAUCAGGAAUGAUGACAUUGCAGAUGGAAACCCAAAGCUGACCUUGGGGCUGAUAUGGACCAUCAUCCUUCACUUCCAGAUCUCAGACAUCCAGGUGAACGGCCAGUCGGACGACAUGACGGCCAAAGAGAAGCUGCUGCUCUGGUCUCAGAGGAUGGUGGAGGGAUACCAGGGUCUGCGCUGCGACAACUUCACCACAGGCUGGAGGGACGGCAAGCUGUUCAACGCCAUCAUACACAAACACAGGCCCACUCUGAUUGACAUGGGUAAAGUGUACCGGCAGUCCAACCAGGAGAAUCUGGAGCAGGCCUUCAGCGUGGCCGAGAGAGACCUGGGCGUCACCAGACUGCUGGACCCCGAAGAUGUUGAUGUGCUUCACCCUGAUGAGAAAUCCAUCAUUACAUAUGUCUCCUCUCUGUACGAUGCCAUGCCCAGGGUACCAGACGUUCAGGAGGGUGUCAAAGCCAACGAGCUGGAGCUGCGUUGGCAGGAGUAUUAUGAGCUGGUCACCAUGCUGCUGCAGUGGAUCAGACAUCACAUCAUGGUGUUCGAGGAGAAGAAGUUCCCCAACAGCUACGAGGAGAUUGAGGUUCUUUGGCGUCAGUUUCUGAAGUUUAAGGAAACAGAGCUUCCUGCGAAAGAGUCUGAUAAGAACCGCUCCAAACACAUCUUCAAAUCUUUUGAAGGUGCAGUUCAGGCCGGUCUUGUCAAAGUGCCUCCCGGUUACCACCCCUUCGACGUGGAGAAGGAAUGGGGUCGCCUGCACGUCGCCAUCCUGGAGAGAGAGCGUCUCCUCAGGAAAGAAUUUGAGAGGCUGGAGCAACUCCAGAGGGUCGUCAGUAAGGUCCAGAUGGAGUCGGGGGUGUGUGAGGAGCAGCUGAACCAGGUGGAGACUCUGCUGCAGAUGGACAUGAGGAUGAUGAACUCAGGGAAACCUGCUCAGCACACCGCAGAGAUGGAGGCAGAUCUGGAGAAAGCAGAAGGAAUGAUCCGCUUCCUCUUCAAUGAUGUUCAGCUGCUCAAAGACGGGCGCCACCUUCAGGCUGAACAGAUGUAUCGCAGGGUGUAUCGUCUCCACGAGAGGCUGGUGAACCUCCGCAGCGAGUACAACCUGCGCCUGAAGUCCGGCGUCACCACCUCCCAGAUCCCCAUGACCCAGAUCCACACCUCCCAGAUCCCCAUGACUCAGAUCCACACCUCCCAGAUCCCCAUGACUCAGAUCCACACCGCCCAGGUCACCACCCUGCAGCAGGCCCCCAUGAGGGUGAGGCCCGAGCUGGAUGAAGUCACCAUGCGCUACAUCCAAGAUCUUCUGGGCUGGGUGGAGGAGAACCAGCGGCGGGUGGAUGACGGGCAGUGGGGCUCAGACCUGCCCACCGUGGAGUCCCAGCUGGGCAGCCACCGCGGCCUGCACCAGUCCGUGGAGGAGUUCCACUCCAAGAUCCAGAGGGCCAAGGCCGAUGAGAGUCAGAUCUCACCUGCCAGUAAAGGUGCCUAUCGCGACUAUCUGGGAAAACUGGAGCUGCAGUAUGGCAAGCUCCUGAACGCGUCUAAGGCCCGGCUACACUCCCUGGACCAGCUGCACGCCUUCGUCAUCGCUGCCACCAAAGAGCUGAUGUGGCUGAAUGAGAAGGAGGAGGAGGAGGUGAACUACGACUGGAGCGAACGCAACACCAACAUGACGGCCAAGAAAGACAACUACUCGGGUCUGAUGAGAGACUUGGAGCUCAGGGAGAAGAAGGUGAGCGUCGUCCAGGCAACAGGAGACAAACUGCUGAGGGACGGACACCCAGCCAGGAAGACUGUAGAGGCCUUCACUGGAGCUCUGCAGACUCAGUGGAGUUGGCUCCUGCAGCUGUGCUGCUGUGUAGAAACCCACCUGAAAGAAAAUACCGCAUACUACCAAUUUUUCUCUGACGUGAAGGAGGCAGAGGACAAGAUCAAAAAGAUGCAGGACACGACGAAGAGGAAGUACACCUGCGACCGCUCCGUCACAGUCACACGGCUGGAAGAUCUCCUGCAGGACGCCGCUGAUGACAAAGAACAACUGACUGAGUUCCAAACCCACCUGGAAGGCCUGAAGCGAAGAGCCAAGACCAUCAUCCAGCUGAAACCACGUAACCCUGCCACCGCCAUAAAGGGCAAGCAGCCCAUCCAGGCUGUAUGCGACUUCAAACAAAUGGAGAUCACCGUCCACAGAGGAGACGAGUGCGCUCUGUUGAACAACUCGCAGCCUUACAAGUGGAGGGUGCUGAAUGAUAAAGGCAACGAGUCGUCUGUUCCCUCCAUCUGCUUCCUGGUUCCUCCCACCAAUAAGGACGCUGUGAACAGUGUCGCCGGACUGGAUGGAAACCUGCAGCGGCUGCACACCAUGUGGCAGAACAUGUUCCUGGACAUGAAGAGCAUGCUGUCCUAUCAGUACCUGAUGAGAGACAUACACAUCAUCAAAACCUGGAACGUCACCAUGUUUAAGACCCUAAGGGUGGAGGAGUACCGUCUGGCCCUGAGGAACCUGGAGCUGCACUACCAGGACUUCCUGAGAGACAGCCAGGACUCUGAGACGUUCGGGGCGGAGGACCGCAUGCAGGUGGAGUCCAACUACAACAAAGCCAACCAGCACUACAACACCAUGGUCAGCUCUGCAGAACAAGGCUAUGUGCCCCCCAGAGCAGGAGAGCAAGAUGAGUCGGUGUGCAAGACUUACCUGACGCAGAUCAAAGACCUCCGCCUCAGGCUGGAGGGAUGUGAGAACAGAACAGUGACACGCCUCCGCCAGCCUGUGGACAAGGAGCCUCUGAAAGCCUGCGCCAUGAAGACUGCAGAGCAAAUGAAAGUCCAGUCCGAGCUGGAGGGCUUAAAGAAAGACUUGAACUCCAUCUCUGAGAAGACGGAGGAGGUUCUGGCUUCUCCACAGCAGACUAGCUCCGCCCCCAUGCUGCGCUCCGAGCUGGACGUCACGCUGAGGAAGAUGGACCAUGUCUACGGCCUCUCCUCCGUCUACCUGGACAAGCUGAAGACCAUUGACGUGGUGAUCAGGAACACUAAAGAAGCAGAAGACGCGCUGAAGACUUACGAGAGUCGUCUGCUUGAUGUUAACAAAGUUCCAGAGAAUGAGAAGGAGGUGGAGGAGCAGCGUAGUCAGCUGAAGUCAAUGCGUGCCGAAGUAGAGGCCGACCAGGUUAUAUUCGACCGCCUGCAGGACGAGCUGAGGAAAGCGUCGACCAUCAACGACAAGAUGACGAGGAUCCACAGCGAGCGCGACGCCGAGCUGGAGCAUUACCGUCAGCUGGUCAGCAGCCUGCUGGAGCGCUGGCAGGUCGUGUUCGCUCAGAUGGACAUGAGGCAGCGGGAGCUCAACCUCCUCGGGCGCCACAUGAACUCCUACAACGUGAGCUACGAGUGGCUCAUCCACUGGCUGGGAGAGGCCAGAAAGAGGCAGGAGAAGAUCCAGGCUGUGCCCAUCGGAGGCAGCAAGGCUCUCAGGGAGCAGCUGGCAGAGGAGAAGACUCUCCUGGAAGAGAUUGAGAAAAACAAGGACAAGAUUGACAGUUGCCAGAAAAAUGCAAAGGCUUACAUCGAUUCAGUCAAGGAUUAUGAGCUCCAGAUUUUGACUUACAAAGCCCUCCAGGAUCCCAUGGCAUCUCCUUUAAAGAAACCCAAAAUGGACUGUGCUACUGAUAACAUCAUCCAGGAGUAUGUAACUCUGAGAACCCGCUACAGUGAGCUGAUGACUCUCACCAGUCAGUACAUUAAGUUCAUCACAGAGACGCAGCGCCGCCUGGAGGACGAUGAGAAAGCUUCUGAAAAACUAAAAGAACAGGAGAGGAAAAAGAUGGCAGAGAUACAAGCCGAGUUAGAUAAACAGAAACAGUUAGCUGAAGCUCAAGCUAAGUCUGUGAUUAAAGCAGAACAAGAAGCCCAGGAGCUGAAGUUGAAGAUGAAAGAAGAAGCCAGCAAGAGGCAAGAUGUUGCCGUGGACGCUGAGCAACAGAAGCAAAACAUACAGCACGAGCUGCAUCAUCUGAAGAGUCUGUCAGAGCAGGAGAUCAAGUCCAAGAGUCAGCAGCUUGAGUAUGCGCUGGUCAGUCAUACCAAAAUCGAGGAGGAGAUCCACACAAUUCGCAUCCAGCUAGAGAUGACAAUAAAACAGAAGAAAACUGCUGAGUCGGAGCUACAGCAGCUCAGAGACAAGGCAGCUGAGGCGGAGAAGCUCAGGAAAGCUGCUCAGGAGGACGCAGAAAGGCUCCGCAAGCAGGUGGCCGAAGAAACUCAGAAAAAGAAAAAUGCAGAAGACGAGCUGAAACGUAAAUCUGAGGCAGAAAAAGAGGCCGCCAAGCAGAAGCAGAAGGCGUUGGAUGACCUGCAGAAAUUCAAAAUGCAAGCCGAGGAGGCAGAGAGACGCAUGAAACAGGCUGAGGAGGAGAAACUGAGGCAGAUCAAGGUAGUAGAGGAAGUGGCACAAAAGAGUGCUGCUACACAGCUGCAAACCCAUUCCAUGUCAUUCAACGUGAAGGCAACCAAACUGGAGGAAUCCCUCAAGAAAGAGCAAGGCACGGUCCUCCAGCUGCAGGAGGAAGCUGAACAACUCAGGAAACAACAAGAGGAAGCUAAGAAAGCCAGGGAGCAGGCAGAGAAAGAGCUUGAAACAUGGAGACAGAAAGCCAAUGAGGCUCUCCGCUUGAGGCUGCAGGCCGAAGAGGAAGCCCAAAAGAAGAGCAAGACUCAAGAGGAGGCAGAGAGGCAGAAAGUCGAAGCAGAGCGGGAUGCCAAAAAAAGGGCUAAAGCUGAAGAUGCUGCUUUGAAACAGAAGGAUAAUGCAGAGAAAGAGUUGGAGAAACAAAGGACAUUUUCAGAACAAGUAGCCCAGCAAAAGCUCUCUGCAGAACAGGAGUGCAUUCGACUGAAGGCUGACUUUGACCAUGCCGAACAACAGAGGGGUCUGUUGGAUAAUGAGCUCCAGCGUCUGAAAAAGGAGGUGAGUGCCGCCGAAAGGCAGAGAAAAGUACUGGAAGAAGAGCUGGCUAAAGUCAGAAGUGAAAUGGAUUCUCUUCUGAAGAUGAAAACUGAAACUGAAAAGAAGACGAUGUCCAACACAGAAAAGAGUAAGCAGCUUCUUGAGUCUGAAGUUUUGAAAAUGAAACAACUUGCUGAUGAAGCGACCAGGCUGAGAUCAGUCGCUGAAGAGGCGAAGAAGCAGAGGCAGACUGCUGAGGAAGAGGCAGCCCGGCAGAGAGCGGAGGCUGAGAACAUCCUCAAAGAAAAGCUGGCUGCCAUUAACGAGGCAACUCGCCUGAGGACUGAGGCGGAGAUCGCUCUGAAAGCUAAAGAAGCAGAAAACGAACGACUGAAAAGAAAAGCCGAGGACGAAGCUUAUCAGAGGAAGCUGCUGGAAGAUCAAGCCGCUCAGCAUAAACAUGACAUACAAGAGAAAAUCAUUCACCUAAAGAGCUCCUCUGAUUCUGAGCUGGUGAGGCAGAAAAGUAUCGUGGAAGAAACUCUGAGGCAAAAGAAGAUUGUUGAAGAAGAAAUUCACAUCAUCAGGAUCAACUUUGAGAAAGCAUCCAAAGGAAAGUCUGAUUUGGAGAAUGAGUUAAAGAAGCUGAAGGUUAUUGCUGAGGAGACACAGAAGAGCAAACUCAAAGCGGAAGCAGAGGCCGAGAAACUUAAAAAGCUUGCUGCAGAGGAAAAGAAGAAGAGGAAGGAAUCUGAGGAGAAGGUGAAGAGGAUUACUGCAGCGGAGGAAGAGGCGGCUCGACAAUGCAAAGCCGCCCAGGAGGAAGUUGCACGCCUCGAAAAAAAAGCUGAUGAAGCAAAUAAACAAAAAGAAAAGGCUGAAAAGGAGGCAGAGAAGCAGGUUAUUGUGGCCAAAGAGGCAGCGCAGAAAUGCACUUCUGCAGAGCAAAAGGCCCAAGAGGUUCUCAGCAAGAACAAGGAAGAUAGCCUUGCUCAGCAAAAGAUGAAAGAGGAGUUUGAAAAUGCUAAGCAACUUGCCCAAGCAGCUGAGAAAGCUAAAGAGAAAGCAGAGAGAGAGGCUGCCUUGCUCCGACAAAAAGCUGCAGAGGCUGAGAAGCAGAAGAAACGUGCAGAGGAGGAAGCUGCGAAACAGGCCAAAGCUCAAAGAGAUGCAGAAAGACUGAAGAAAGCAGCAGAGGAGGAGGCAUCCAAGCGAGCAGCAGCUGAGGCAGAAGCUCUGAAGCAGAAAAAGCAGGCAGAUGCAGAAAUGGCCAAGCACAAAAAAGAAGCGGAACAAGCUCUUAAGCUGAAGUCUCAGGUUGAGAAGGAACUAACAAUGGUUAAACUCAGACUGGAUGAGACUGAUAAGCAAAAAGCUCUGUUGGAUGAGGAGCUUCAGCGAGUCAAAGGGGAAGUGAAUGAUGCCGUCAAGCAGAAGGCACAGGUGGAGGAGGAACUGGCCAAAGUUAGAAUCCAGAUGGAUGAGCUUCUUAAACUUAAGCUCAAGAUUGAGGAACAAAAUCGAAGCCUCAUGAAGAAAGACAAAGAUAAAACACAGAAAGUACUUGCGGAGGAAGCAGGGAAGAUGAAGAGCCUGGCAGAAGAGGCUGCCAGACUAAGUGUGGAAGCUGAGGAAACAGCCAGACAGAGACAGAUUGCAGAGUCCAACUUGGCUGAACAACGGGCACUUGCAGAAAAAAUGCUUAAGGAGAAAAUGCAGGCAAUCCAAGAGGCAACCAAACUGAAAGCGGAGGCACAGGAGCUCCAGAAGCAGAAAGAUCAGGCACAGGAAAAGGCUAGAAAACUAUUAGAGGACAAACAGCAGAUCCAGCAGCGCCUUGAUAAGGAGACGGAGGGCUUCCAAAAGUCAUUAGAGGCUGAGCGGAAGAGGCAGCUUGAGGUCUCAGCUGAGGCAGACACACUGAAACUGAAGGUGAAAGAGCUCAGUGACGCUCAGUCAAAAGCUGAAACCGAGGCGAAGAAAUUCAAGAAACAAGCAGAUGAAGCAAAAGCGCGCCUUAAAGACACUGAAAAACAAAGCACAGAAACCGUUGUGCAGAAGCUGGAGACACAGAGGCUGCAGAGCACCAGAGAGGCUGAUGGAUUGAAGGAAGCCAUCGCUGACCUUGAGAAAGAGAGGGAGAAACUGAAAAAAGAGGCGGAGGAGCUACAGAACAAAUCAAACGAGAUGGCGAACACCCAAAAAGAACAAAUAGAGCAACAGAAGGCCAUUAUACAGCAGUCCUUCAUCACAGAGAGAGAACUGUUGUUGAAAAGAGAAAAGGCUGUUGAAGAUGAGAAAAAGAAACUCCAGAAACAGUUUGAGGAUGAAGUGAAGAAGGCCAAAGCUCUCAAAGAUGAACAAGAACGUCAGAAAAAGCUAAUGGAAGAGGAGAAAAAGAAACUACAGGCCAUUAUGGAUGCGGCGGUUAAAAAACAAAAGGAGGCUGAGGCAGACAUGAAAAACAAGCAGACAGAAAUGGAAGUGCUUGAAAAGAAAAGGCUUGAUCAAGAAAAACAGCUGGGAGCAGAAAACCAAAAGCUCAGGGAGAAACUUCAGUGUCUUGAGGGUGCCUCCAAACAAAGUGCAACCAAACAGGUUGCCUCCAAAACGAUUGAAGUGCAGACUGAUGUGGUCCCUGAAGAGCAGUUAGUUACCAUGACCAUGGUGGGAACAACGAAGACAGUCUUCAAUGGCUCUGUUGAAGUGGACGGAGCGAAGAAAGUUGCAGAAUCACCGUUUGCGUUUGAUGGAAUAAGAGAGAAGGUUCCUGCUGAAAGGCUUCAUGACAUUGGCAUCCUAACCAAAAAGGAAUUGGACAAAUUGAAAAAGGGCAAAGUCUCAGUGCAAGACCUCGCAAAGACCGAUAAAGUAAAAUCUUGCCUUCAGGGUCAGAGCUGUGUGGGAGGUAUCUUGACUCCAUCCAAAGAGAGAAUUAGUGUCUAUCAGGCUUUGAAAGAGAACAAGAUCACUCCAAACACUGCCACAAUGCUUCUGGAAGCUCAAGCUGCUUCCGGGUACAUUGUAGAUCCAGUGAAAAAUAAACUUCUCUCUGUGGAUGAGGCAGUUAAAUCCGAGUUAAUUGGCCCCGAGCUGCAUGACAGGAUGCUCUCUGCAGAGCGAGCAGCCACUGGCUUCAAAGAUCCAUAUACUGGAGACAAAAUCUCUCUCUUUGAGGCCAUGAAGAUGGGCCUUAUUGAAAAAGAGCCGGCCACAAAAUUCCUUGAUGUGCAGCUUGCAACUGGUGGCAUUGUUGACCCGAUCAAUAGCCAUAGAGUGCAACUGCAGACUGCAUACAAGCAGGGUCAGUUUGAUGCUGACAUGAACAAGAAACUCACUGAUCCUAGUGAUGAUUGCAAAUUAUUCAUUGACCCAAGCACUCAGGAGCCACUCUCCUACAAACAGUUGCUUGAGAAAUGCACAAAGGAUGCAGAGACGGGACUGCUGAUAUUACCAGUAACAGAGAAAGCCACUCAGAGUGAGAGAACAUACACAGAUCUGGAGACUAAACAAGUGUUCAGCACAUCAAACGUCAUUGUGCCUUUUGGAAGGUUUAAAGGCAAAACUGUCACCAUUUGGGAAGUCAUCAAUUCUGAAUAUUUCACCGAAGAGCAAAGAAGAGAUUUGAUUCGCCAGUACAAGACAGGCAAGAUCACGGUAGAGAAAAUAUUUAAAAUUGUCAUCACUGUUGUGGAAGACAAGGAGAAGGAAAGUAAAAAUGUGUUCAUGGGUUUGAGGGCACCAGUGUCUGCCAGUGAGCUGUUAGAGUCUAAAAUUAUCAACAAAGACUUGUUUAACAAGUUGAGUAACGGCAAAACAACAGUGAAAGAGAUCUCUGAGAUGGAGCCUGUGAAAAAGGCUCUUCAAGGAACACCCAGCAUUGGUGGACUUUUGAAUGAACCAACAAAGGAGAAAAUGCCAUUUUAUCAAGCUAUGAAGAAAGAAUUACUGUCACCAGAAACGGUGGCGAACCUUCUUGAAGCUCAAGCAGCGACUGGUUUUGUAAUUGAUCCCAUCAAAAAUGAGAGGGUGACUGUUGAUGAAGCUGUUAAGUCGGGUCUUGUGGGCCCCGAGCUUCAUGAGCGUCUUCUGUCUGCAGAGAGAGCCGUCAGUGGCUACAAAGAUCCAUAUACAGGAAAGAAGGUGUCUCUGUUUGAAGCCAUGAACAAAGGCCUCAUAAAGAAAGACCAUGGCAUGCGUUUGCUUGAGGCACAAUUGUCAACAGGCGGAAUUAUUGACCCUAUUAACAGCUAUCGCAUCCCUCAUGACCUUGCCUGCAAGCGUGGAUAUUUUGACGAGGAAAUCGGUAAGACAUUGAACAAAAACACUGAUGACACAAAAGUGUUUUAUGAUCCUAACUCGCAAGAGGAUUCAACCUAUGCUCAGCUUAUGGAUACAUGUGUCACAGACAAAGAAACUGGACUCCCAUUGCUUCAUCUUUCAAAGAAAGCUGCUAAGCCAAAAGAAGAAAAACAGAUUACAGAGGCUAAGACAGAAGAGGCUUUGAACCAUUCGACUAUGGAACUGGACUAUGGCCCUUUCAAAGGAAGAAAAGUCACAAUAUGGGAGAUAAUACACUCUGAAUACAUCACUGAGGUGCAAAGAUUAGAGCUGAUACGCCAGUACAGAACGGGGCAAGUUACAAUUGAAAGGUUGUUAACGAUUGUGAUAACAAUUGUUGAGGAAAAAGGAGACAAAACAAAGGAAGAGGCUUGUUUUGAAGGCCUAAGAGCACCAGUCACUGCUAGCUCCUUGCUUGAUUCCAACAUCAUCGACAAGGCUACAUUUGACCAAAUCCUACAGGGUAAAAAGACACCCAAAGAAAUAAGUGAAACUGAUAAGGUACGGAAGUACUUGCAGGGCACAGACCGUGUUGACGGUAUCACCAUGGAAGAUUCAAAUGACAAGCUAAGCAUAUAUCAAGCCAUGAAGAAGAAUGUUUUGCAGCAAGAAACUGGGCUUGCACUACUGGAGGCCCAAGCUGGAACUGGUUUCAUAACUGAUCCGGUCAAAAAUCAAAAAUACUCUGUGGACGAUGCUGUGAAGGUUGGAGUUGUUGGCCCAGAGCUUCAUGAGAAACUUCUCGCCGCUGAAAAAGCAGUGACUGGAUACAAAGACCCGUACACAGGCAGUAAGAUUUCUCUAUUCCAAGCCAUGAAGAAAGAGCUUGUCCUGAGGGAGCAUGCCAUUCCUCUCCUGGAGGCUCAGUUUAGUACGGGAGGUAUCAUUGAUCCAGUGAGCAGCCAUCGUGUUCCCAAUGAUGUGGCCAUUCAACGUGGCUAUUGCAGUAAACAAAUGUCCAAGUCCUUCAAUGAACCCUCCGGUGAUGUUAAAGGCUUCACUAAUCCCAACACCAAUGAAAGUGUUACUUACAAGCAGUUGGUUGAGAAAUGCGCAAGAGAUGCCACCUCUGGUCUGUGCUACCUGCCUCUGUCAAAGGUUGAAGCUCCUGCUCCUGUUGAGAAAUGUUAUCAGUACACAGAGGAGCAAGCCCAGACAGAUCUAGCCAACACUCAAAUUGAGAUCCCUCAUAAGAGUUUUGCAGGAAAGACCAUGAGCAUUUGGGAAGUAAUGAACUCAAAUAUGCUUCCAGAAGAAGAGAGACUGCGCCUCAUGGAGCAAUAUCGCUCUGGGCAAAUCACAAAGGAAAGAAUGCUAAUCAUCAUAAUUGAAAUUGUUGAACAGAGGGAGACUCUGAAGUCAGAGCAGGGCAUGUCAUGUGAUGUAAUCAGAAGAAGAAUAACUAUUGAGGAGCUAUACAGUGCUCGAAUUAUUGACUUGCAAACGUAUAAUCUCUUAAAACAAGAAAAGAUGAGUAUUCGUGAGGUAAUGGAAAUGCCAUCAGUCAAACAAUACCUCUUUGGUACUGGUUGUAUUGCCGGAAUCUUGUCAGUCAAUCCACCAAAGAUCAGCAUUUACCAGGCUAUGAAGAAUGGAAAGAUUAAGCCUGAAGUUGCCUUGACUCUCCUCGAGGCACAAGCAGCAACAGGAUUCAUGAUUGAUCCAGUAAAAGAUGAACUCCUUACAGUUGAUGAAGCUGUACGCAAGGGGCUUGUGGGCCCUGAACUUCAUGACAAGCUUCUUUCUGCUGAAAGAGCAGUUACAGGUUACAAGGAUCCAUACACCGGGAAAGUGAUUUCUCUCUUCCAGGCAAUGAAAAAAGACCUUGUUCCUGAGGAUUAUGCCUUGAGGGUUUUGGAGGCCCAGAAUGCCACUGGUGGAUUCAUUGAUCCUGAAUACUACUUCCGCCUCCCCACCGAUGUUGCCAUGCAGCGUGGAUACAUCAACAAAGAGACACUUGACAGAAUAUCUGAACCUACUGAAGAUGUGCUUGGUUACAUUGAUCCAACAACAGAUGAAAAACAGUCCUACGCCCAGCUACUGAAAAGAUGCAGAGUUGAUAAAGAAAGUAAUUUGCGACUGCUUUCACUGGCAGAUAGAAACCUCCUCUUCAAGGGUCUCAGGAAGCAAAUCACUGUACUCCAGCUGCUUCGUUCACAGAUAAUCACCCAAAAGACAUACGACGAACUCACUGAGGGUCUUAUUUCAGUAGAGGAAGUCAGCAGAGAUGUGAAAAAAUACCUGGAGGGCACCAGCUGUAUUGCUGGUGUGUAUGUAGAAUCUAGCAAAGACCGUCUGUCUAUCUACCAGGCAAUGAAAAAGAACAUGAUCAGACCAGGGACUGCCUUUGAGCUCCUUGAGGCUCAAGCCGCCACAGGAUACGUUAUUGAUCCUAUCAAGAACCUGAAACUAAAUGUCACUGAAGCUGUUAAGAUGAGUGUUGUCGGCCCAGAGUUUAAAGAUAAACUCCUCUCAGCUGAACGAGCAGUCACAGGCUAUAAGGACCCUUAUUCUGGCAAGAUCAUCUCAUUAUUCCAGGCCAUGAAAAAGGGCCUCAUUCUGAAAGACCAUGGCAUUCGUCUGCUAGAGGCUCAAAUUGCUACUGGUGGAAUCAUUGAUCCACAGGAGAGCCAUCGCUUGCCAGUUGAAGCAGCAUAUGAACGUGGCCUCUUUGAUGAGGAAAUGAAUGAAAUCCUCACUGACCCCUCUGAUGACACAAAGGGCUUCUUUGACCCCAACACUGAGGAAAAUCUCACCUACCUGCAGCUGAUGGAGAGAUGUAUGACAGACCCAGGAACAGGCCUUAGUCUUCUGCUUCUGAAAGAGAAGAAGCGCGAGAGAAAGACAUCAUCCAAGUCUUCUGUGCGCAAGCGUAGGGUCGUCAUCGUCGAUCCAGAGACGGGCAAAGAGAUGUCUGUGUCUGAGGCAUACCAGAAAGGGCUCAUUGACCACCAGACCUAUAUGGAGCUCGCAGAGCAGGAGUGCGAGUGGGAGGAAAUUACCAUCACCUCAUCUGAUGGAGUUGUGAAGUCCAUGAUCAUUGACAGAAGGUCUGGGCGGCAGUAUGACAUUGAUGAUGCACUCUCAAGAGGACUGAUUGACAAGUCAGCUCUGGAUCAAUACCGUGCAGGAACGCUGUCCAUCACAGAGUUUGCAGACAUGCUUUCUGGAAACACGAGCGGCAGCAGAUCACGUACAUCCUCCUUUGGCUCCUCUUCCUCUUACCCCAUGAGCCCAAUACCUUCUAUAAAUGUCCCAGCAACCACAUGGAACGACCCUACUGAAGAAACUGGCCCUGUGGCUGGAAUCUUAGACACAGAAACCCUGGAAAAGGUAUCCAUCACAGAGGCCAUACACAGAAACCUGGUGGACAAUAUAACAGGUCAAAGGCUGCUGGAGGCUCAGGCAUGCACAGGAGGUAUUAUCGACCCAAAUACUGGAGAGAAAUUCACUGUUGCAGAUGCAAUGAACAAAGGGCUUGUGGAUAAAGUCAUGGUGGACCGCAUCAGUCUAGCCCAGAAGGCGUGCAAUGGAUUUGAGGAUCCCAGAACCAAAGCCAAAAUGUCAGCAGCCCAAGCUCUAAAGAAAGGCUGGCUGUACUAUGAGGCCGGACAGCGAUUCCUUGAGGUCCAAUAUCUCACUGGUGGUCUAAUUGAACCAGAUGCUACUAGCAGAGUGUCCAUAGAUGAGGCAGUGAAGAAAGGCUCCUUAGAUGCACGCACUGCACAGAAGUUACGAGAUGUUAGCGCAUACUCAAAAUACCUUACAUGCCCUAAAACCAAGCUUAAGAUCUCCUACAAGGAUGCUAUGGAAAGAAGCAUGGUAGAGGAAGGGACAGGCCUGCGAUUACUUGAAGCCUCAUCCCAAUCCAGCAAAGGCCUUUACAGUCCUUAUAGCGUCAGCGGCUCAGGCUCCGCCUCUGGGUCACGUUCUGGCUCAAGAACUGGCUCCAGGUCAGGCUCCAGAAGAGGCAGCAUUGAUGCCACAGGUUCAACAACUACUUUCUCUUCCACUGCCUAUAGUUCGCCAAGCUAUGGCCGCCGAUACUGAUGGGUAAAGGAAUGAUUUCCAAGGGAAGGAUACACUAUAAAGCCACAUUGCUCACCAGAUACUUCUCAGUAGAGUAAAGACUACCAUUAUUCUGCUCUGCAUGUGGUUGUUACAUGACUUUUAAUAUUUCAUUUUCUACAAGUUAAAUAUUUCUUUAUUGUAUUUGUCACAUUUACUUUAACAUAUGUGUAUGGUCAGACUUUCUAAUUACUGUACUGUAAGCAGCAUAUGCAACAGCUGUUUUUUUCAAAAGUGCAUAUAAUAUUCUUUUGGUUUAUAAUACCAUAAGCAUUUACUGUUCCACAAACAAGAUUCUAUUUACGAUAUUGUACUUGGUGCACUAUAACUAAAACUGUUCAUUACCAUUAGCCUGACUGUUAAGGAGAACCAAUUGGGUUUUAAAAGAUAUAUUGUACAUGUGUAUAUUUCUGCAAAAACAAAUGUUAGUUAAAGAAAGAUAAAUGACCCCCUGCAGAGCAGAAUAAGGAUUCUCCCCAAGAUGAAAAACACUAGAAGUGUCUGCUUUAAGAAUGCCAAGCUUCAAGAUCUUUUUCUGGACUAAACUGCUGCCUCAUAUACUCUUCCAAUAUACUCCAUUCCCAGUUGUCUGUCAUAUAACCUGGAGUAACAGCAACAUCCUAACCUUACAAAAUGAACCUCCAAAGAGCAAUCUACCAUAAAUGGAAGAAUCAUGUAUCCUAUUAUAACACAAUCCGACAGAUCCAACCUCAAGACCAACACAAACAAGUCCCUGCCUUUCUGAGCACUUUAAAAGGAUUUUGUCUUCACAGUUCAGUUUGUCUCUAGCUCCUUCUUCAGAUGUCUUCCAGAGACCUGUGGCAUCCACUUGGACUGUGAAAUUCACUGUCAUCAAGGAUUGUAUGCAACAUCACAGAAAAACACUCGCUCAUAUGAAGAUCCUCAGAUUCAUUUAACUGUUGACCAUUUUGAAACUUGCAUCCAAACUCAUUUAAAGGCCUAAACCAUGUAAGUGCCUGCGAAAUACUCUAAAACUCUCUAAUGUGAUGUUGAGUAUUGUAAACAUGGUGCAGUGGUUACAUUGGCUAAUGCAUGUCUGAGAGAGCAAUGCUACCCAUAAUGGAAUGAUUACUGUAUUAUCAGGUAAGCCUUUUACAAUCAAGUCCACUGCAGUUUCUUUCAGCGUCAUAAAUAUAGUCGUCACACAGGGCUUAAAUAUAUGGUUUGAAUGUUUAAUAGCUAAGAUUUAGAAUAUUUGAAUAAUGUUUCCCUACAUAGACGAUGUCAAAUAUGUACUGUACAUUGAUCAUUAUCUCGUGCACUUGCUAAAAGCCAUGAAUAAACAUUUCUUUGAGAAAGAUCUUUAAGCUUCGCCACCAGACCCAGUAUUUGUAUUUUCCACACAAUAUACUUGUUUUGAUUUAAAUCUCCUUUGAAAGCAACACACGUGAUCUAUAUCAUUUUAUUUUAUUACGCAAUAUUUCUGCUUUGCAUGAUUUUACUAACAUUUAAAAAGGUGCAAAAACAAAAUAGUUAUAUCCAUUUAUGCAUUUGUUUUAUUAUUACGUUUCAAAAGGUUUGAAGGAUGUAUUUUAAUGAUGGUUGUCAAGCCUUGUUGAAAAGGGUGUAUUUAUAAUAAAAUGGUGACAAAUAAUGUUAUUGUAACACCUUACGCUAUGUAAAUAAAGAUGGAAAUGAAAGGUU
Gymnodraco acuticeps is the source of this 15855-nucleotide messenger RNA. RefSeq names its product plectin a (gene pleca). The transcript has 35 exons. NCBI's taxonomy places the organism in Eukaryota, Metazoa, Chordata, Actinopteri, Perciformes, Bathydraconidae. The coding region runs from base 397 to 14172 and encodes 4591 amino acids. Gene Ontology annotation, molecular function: structural constituent of cytoskeleton; cadherin binding; structural constituent of muscle. The record is from RefSeq and is a predicted model, not a curated record. Gene Ontology annotation, cellular component: cytoplasm; perinuclear region of cytoplasm; focal adhesion. Gene Ontology annotation, biological process: wound healing; intermediate filament cytoskeleton organization; hemidesmosome assembly.